AUUUUCACACAGCUCAGUUCAGUCAGUGGUGGAACAUUUCCAACAUGAAGGGUGUCAUAAAUUUAAGUAAAAUAAACAUAAAGUUACUACACAUUCAAUUGAGGACAACCUCAUCGCAUAGAAAUUUCACUCAUUUAUAUUCAAAAGGAGGAUUAUUAAAUCAUAACGCACUCAUAGUAAAUCAAAACAAGAGGUCCACUGCUACCACCAAGGAACCCCAUCGCGAAAAAUCUAAACCAGGUGGUGGUAUUUUAGCCCUAGCCCUCAAAAGGAUACCCAGCAGUGCACCAAAACCCCAACCAGCAAGGGGAUGCUUCCAUCCUGGGUCCUCUGUCCUCUCACGAGAAGACGUGCCUUUGAAAAGCAGGGCCCCACUGACUGGCACAGAGAUGAUACAAGCCAUGAUGCAGUAUAUAUGGCCGGAACAUGAUAAAUCCAUAAGGGAUAGGGUUAAACUGGCUCUGUCCCUGUUAGUUGCAGCAAAAGUGAUGAAUGUAUGUGUUCCCUUUGUGUUCAAGUACUCAGUGGAUUACCUGAAUGCUGGUGCAACUUUGAAUAUGGAUUCAGCCCCAGAAACUGUUGCUACAAUUGCUACCAGUCUACUACUUGGAUAUGGUAUUGCUAGGGCAAGUGCAGCAGGUUUCAAUGAAUUGAGAAAUGCAGUUUUUGCUAAAGUUGCCCAAAAUUCAAUCAGAAAAAUUGCCAAAAAUGUGUUCAUUCACUUACACAACCUAGAUUUAGGAUUUCAUUUACAAAGGCAAACAGGGGCUCUCUCCAAAACCAUUGACAGGGGAUCAAGAGGAAUAAAUUUUGUUCUGUCUGCCAUGGUUUUCAAUGUUGUUCCUACAAUUUUUGAGCUAGCUCUUGUAUCUUCCAUUCUGGGUAUAAAAUGUGGUGCAGCUUUUGCAGGAAUAUCUAUGGGUUGUGUUGGAGUAUACAGUAUUUACACAUUGAGUGUAACACAGUGGAGGACAAAAUUCAGGAUCUACAUGAACAAAGCUGAAAAUGAAGCUGGAAACAAAGCAAUAGAUUCACUUAUUAAUUAUGAAACAGUCAAGUAUUUCAAUAAUGAGAAAUUUGAAGCAGAUAGAUAUGAUAGUGCUUUGCAAAAAUAUGAAUCUGCUAGCUUGAAAACAAGCACCAGCUUGGCAAUGUUGAAUUUUGGACAAAAUGCCAUUUUUAGUGCAGCUCUGAGUGGAAUAAUGAUUCUGGCUGCUAAUGAAAUUGUGAAAGGCAAUAUGACAGUGGGUGACUUGGUUAUGGUCAACGGGUUACUGUUCCAGUUGUCAAUCCCGUUAGGAUUCCUGGGAAGCGUGUACAGAGAAGUCAGGCAAGCUUUGAUCGACAUGCAAACGAUGUUCACUCUCAUGACCAUGGACAGUGCUGUCAAAAGUAAACCACAGGCUCCUUACCUUCAUGUCGAUUCAAAAUCUUGCCCCAUUCGAUUCGAGAAUGUUUCCUUCUCCUACGGGCCCGGGAAAGAGAUCUUCAGGAAUUUGAAUUUGACCAUUGAACCCGGCAAAAAAGUGGCAUUAGUUGGUGGUUCAGGAUCAGGGAAGUCCACUUUGGUGAGACUGCUCUACAGAUUCUAUGAACCUAAUGAAGGACGCAUCUUGAUAGGGAAUCAAGACAUACGAGAAGUGGAUAUUGACAGCUUGCGACGUUCCAUAUCAAUUGUACCGCAAGACAGUGUUCUUUUUCAUGACACAAUUAGGCACAACCUGCACUACGGCGACCUGCGAGCCACUCAGGAGGAAAUAGUGCGCGCCGCCCGUUUGGCGGAAAUCCACGAUUCGAUCGUCGGCUGGCCCCGUGGGUACGAUACGCCCGUGGGCGAGCGGGGGCUGAAGUUGAGCGGCGGCGAGAAGCAGCGCGUGGCCAUCGCGAGGGCCAUCUUGAAGAACGCGCCCAUCUUGGUGUUCGACGAGGCGACCAGCUCGCUGGAUUCCAUCACGGAACAUAACAUCCUGAAAGCGUUGAAGAACGCCACCAGAGGACGCACUAGCAUCGUCAUCGCGCACCGUCUGAGCACCGUCAUGGAUGCCGACGAGAUUUUCGUGCUCGAAGAUGGGCAGGUAAAUGGGCGGGGCACCCACAGGACGCUGAUGCAGGAGCGAGGAGGGCUCUAUUGGAAGCUGUGGGACACGCAGAACCAGGCUAGUCAGGAGCAGCUGAGCGAGGACAAGGCGAGAGCGGGGUGAAAUCUCGAAUGGUGUAUAUUUUUUGUUAUGUCAUGUAAAUAUUAUUUGUUUUGUUGUCAGAUGUUUUUAUUUUUGCUCUUGUAAAUAUCUUGUACAAACUGACUCAGUGAGGGGAUGCAAUAAAUAUUUUAUUUUUAUGACGA
Molecule: messenger RNA, 2344 nt
Organism: Phaedon cochleariae (mustard beetle)
Lineage: Eukaryota; Metazoa; Arthropoda; Insecta; Coleoptera; Chrysomelidae
Source: the annotation of a GenBank genome assembly